AUGGCGGAUUACAGAUCAAAAUCCUACAGCGGCGGAGAUAUGCAGAUAGAACCCUACUAUGGGUCCCGCACCACUGCCUGCCCCAACGAUUUCAGGUCGCACAGCGUUUCCUACGGUCCCUCCUACUACUCCGCCGCCGGCCCGCCGCCUCCGCCGCCGCCGAAGAAGCUGAGCAAAGGGAAGAGCACAAACGGGUCGGGUUCGAAUUCUUGGAGGCUCAGCGACCCGGAGUUUCAGAGGAAGAGACGUGUUGCGAGCUACAAAGUGUACAGUGUUGAGGGCAAAGUCAAAGGGUCUUUCAGGAAGAGUUUCAGGUGGCUUAAAGAUAGGUAUACUCAGGUGGUUUAUGGAUGGUGGUGA
Molecule: messenger RNA, 360 nt
Organism: Striga hermonthica
Lineage: Eukaryota; Viridiplantae; Streptophyta; Magnoliopsida; Lamiales; Orobanchaceae
Source: the annotation of a GenBank genome assembly